This is a messenger RNA of Capronia coronata CBS 617.96, 2148 nucleotides long. RefSeq lists its product as uncharacterized. NCBI's taxonomy places the organism in Eukaryota, Fungi, Ascomycota, Eurotiomycetes, Chaetothyriales, Herpotrichiellaceae. The record is from RefSeq and is a predicted model, not a curated record. Gene Ontology annotation, molecular function: protein binding. Bases 1 to 2148 code for a protein of 715 amino acids. The transcript is spliced from 2 exons.
AUGGCACGUCCGAAAUUUAUCGAGAUCCCCUCCAAUGAUUCCCGAGCCAGCAGUUCGCUCUCCAAGCACUCCCACCUUUCACCCCGAAUCCAACAUUUCGACGGCGAUGUUCCUCCAGCCCUGUCACCACUGGAUGCCAUCGCGGCAAGAAGUCGCAGAAUGGCGAAAGAGCUGGAAGAAACCAGAAAAGCAGGAGAGCGACGGAUGAGCAGGCUGCCCCCUCAAGUCGUGACUGAGUCGUUGACCGAACAUCAAAACAACCGUCCGCCCAUUUUCCGAGCAUUGUCUGACGGCCUUGACACUGUUCCACCUCUUCCAACGAUUGAGAAAGAUGGAAGAGCAGGGAUUCUUCCCAAACUUGCAAACCCCCUAGACAGGCCGACUUCGCAACACGUCCGCAUGAGUGCCGUUUUCAAGCAAGAGGAUGACCGACAAGGCAGAGAGACGACUCAUCAAGAAGACUACUUUGGGGUUCCUCGGGUCGACUCGCCUGCCGCGAUGGACGCUCAUCGCACCUUUUUGCGGUCGCAAAACGUGGAAAACUCAGCCGCUGAUGAUGACUUUGUAUCUCGACAGCUUUCGGAUAGAUCUCAACCCGGUGAUCAGGUGCAGAGUUUGGCGCCACCCCGGUCACAUCCUGACAGAUUACGGCCAUAUCAAGAUGCUUCCGACGAUGAUUAUAAUAGCUCGACCGCGGGCUCGACGUUUUCACCCUCUAGAAAACCAUCUUCCAGCAGCGGAAUGUCUGCUCCUCAGUCUCCAGUCUCGGCUUAUGCAUAUUCCCAUGGUCGGUCUCCGUCAAACCAAUCUUUAGGCUCGCCAAGCCGAUCUUCCUUUGCACGCAACUUCUCUCGACCAUUGAGCUCGUCCAGUAUGAGCAAUCUCAAGACCGAAAAGAGUCCGUCGAAAGGCCCGUGGGCUGCACAGAUGAGUCAUUUGCGAAACGCAAGCUCGUUCGACGACUCGAGACCACCCGAGGGGUACAUCUCCGGUGAGGCAUCGUCCUACACUCAUGCCACGUAUAGUCUUCCACGAGGUCGAAAGAUAUCCGAACGGAACUCUGGCGUCUUUUCCGGUCUUUCACAGCCAAAUUUUGAAUGGCAAGAGCCUAUUUUCUCCGGUACACCCCCUCUGGAGGAGAAGGAGAGCAGCGAGCUUGGUGCUCCUUUGCCCGGAGCAUCCACAAGCCGAGAAGAUGAACAGGGAGAGAGGUCCGGUUUCUCUUUCGAUUAUGAUAUCGAACGAUCGUUGGCCCCGGAGAAUCAGUCCAGACCGCCUUCCAGCUCAUAUACACCGACCGGAUCUCUAAGGUCUAACGAUUCGUCUAAUCAGAGGCCGUCGACCGGAGAAAGGCCCAUGGUGGCUGCCUUUAUGAUGCCACCCAUGCCGUUGUCGCCUGUCGAAGAAGCGUCACAAUCAUCGAGAUCCAAUAGUACCGUUCGACCUACCACUGCUCGGACUGUCAGCAACUACCAAGCUCUAUCGGCCGAGGAACACGUGACGAAAGCCAUCGAGCUUCACGAACAUGGAGAUCUGAAAGAAUCAACAUAUCAUCUUCGAAUAGCCGCCAACAAAGGCCACCCGACUGGGAUGCUGUUGUAUGCUCUGGCCUGUCGUCACGGAUGGGGAAUCAGGCCCAACCAAAAGGAAGGUGUCAAAUGGCUGCGCAAAGCUGUGGAUUCGGCCAUGCUGGAGAUCGCCGAUGACGAGAAUCCAGCCAUGCGAAAGCCAGGGACCGAUUUCAAUGACAAGAAGACACAUCGCGCGCAGUUUGCGUUGAGUAUCUACGAACUCGGUAUGUCGCAUCUCAACGGCUGGGGCAUUGAGCAGGACAAAGCGCUUGCAUUGAGAUGUUUUGAAGUUGCUGGAAAUUGGGGCGAUACAGACGCACUGACUGAGGCCGGCUUCUGCUACGCCGAGGGCAUUGGCUGUAAGAAAGAUCUGAAGAAAGCAGCCAAAUUCUACCGUAUGGCAGAAGCGCAGGGUGUGAGCAUGAUCGGCAACAGCUGGAUUCACAAGGAGAAAUACAACGACCCUGAUGACGAAGCGGGUCGGGCCAGGUCUUCAGGGAAGACUGUGUCGGAAAAGCCGCGCAGCAAAUCCAAAUCGCGCAGUAUUUUUGGCCGGAAGAAGUCUACGACUGCCUAG